This is a messenger RNA of Onthophagus taurus, 1057 nucleotides long. It is a transcript of the gene Rpn8, whose product is annotated as Regulatory particle non-ATPase 8. NCBI's taxonomy places the organism in Eukaryota, Metazoa, Arthropoda, Insecta, Coleoptera, Scarabaeidae. Gene Ontology annotation, biological process: proteasome-mediated ubiquitin-dependent protein catabolic process. Gene Ontology annotation, cellular component: proteasome complex; proteasome regulatory particle. Gene Ontology annotation, molecular function: protein binding; metallopeptidase activity. The record is from RefSeq and is a predicted model, not a curated record.
GAUUCCUGCAUCUAACUUAACCUAAAAUAAAUUUGACGUUUGACAGAACUGAAAAAUUUGUUGUCAUCUUCAAUACCUUUCGUCAGUGUGUAUAUUAAAAAUGCCGAGUCAAGAGGUCACAACGAGCAAAGUGGUGGUUCACCCCCUUGUUUUAUUAAGCGUGGUGGAUCAUUUUAAUCGUAUGGGAAAAAUUGGUAAUCAAAAACGUGUCGUCGGCGUGUUAUUGGGUUGCUGGCGAGCUAAAGGGGUUCUUGAUAUAUCAAAUAGCUUCGCAGUUCCCUUUGAUGAAGAUGAUAAAGAUAAAUCUGUAUGGUUCUUGGAUCAUGAUUAUUUAGAAAAUAUGUAUGGGAUGUUUAAGAAAGUUAAUGCAAGGGAAAAAGUGGUUGGUUGGUACCAUACAGGUCCAAAAUUACAUCAAAACGACAUAGCCAUAAAUGAAUUAAUAAGAAGAUAUUGUCCUAAUUCAGUAUUGGUGAUAAUUGAUGCAAAACCGAAAGACUUAGGAUUACCUACCGAAGCAUAUCAAGCAGUUGAAGAGGUCCACGAUGAUGGUUCACCUACAUCUAAAACGUUUGAACAUGUACCGAGUGAAAUUGGUGCAGAAGAAGCUGAAGAAGUUGGAGUGGAACAUCUUUUAAGAGAUAUAAAAGAUACAACGGUUGGAACUUUAUCUCAAAGAAUAACAAAUCAAUUAUUGGGUUUAAAAGGACUUCAUUGUCAAUUAAGGGACAUUAGGGAUUAUUUGAUACAAGUCAGCGAAGAAAAACUCCCCAUUAACCAUCAAAUCGUAUAUCAGCUACAAGACAUUUUUAAUUUACUACCAGAUAUUAACAAGGAUACUUUUAAUAAGUCUUUUUAUGUUAAAAAUAACGAUCAAAUGCUUGUUGUUUAUUUAGCAGCUAUGGUCAGGUCAAUUGUUGCCUUGCACAAUUUGAUUAAUAACAAAUUGACUAAUAGGGAUGCCGAGGAAGGUAAAAAGGAAGAGGCGAAAAAAGAUAAGGACAACAAAGAAAAGGAAAAGGAUAAAGAUGCUAAGAAAGAAGAAAAGAAAAAAUAA